AUUAAAUACCGACCCGCCCGGUAAUUGCCGCUGAUAUCUCUUGACACAACAUGGGUAUUCGACAUAUGCUCAUCGCCGCGCUCGCAGCCGUGACGCCCGUCCUCGUCCAGGGAACCCAAAUCUUCAGCAACCACGGCACCCUCAGCGGCUGGGAUGGCCAGCAGACCGAAAACAAGGGCAAGAUCUCCGAAGUGACCAACGUGGUAUACGAGGGAGGCACAGCCCUCAAGUUCGAGCAGACCUACGACUCUUCCUACUCGGGCCGCUACCACGCUGAAGUGCGGACUCUCAACGGCUACGCCCGGGGCGAGACACGCUUCUAUGGCUUCAUGUUCCGUCUGCAAGGCGACUGGCAGUCGAGCCCCGCGCAGUCCUAUAACCUUGCUCAGUUCAUCGGCAACUUUGGCUCCAGCAGUUGUGAUGAGUGGUCGCCUACGACCAUGGUCUGGGUCAAUGGAAACCGUCUCAUGACCAGAGUCAAGAGUGGCACGCUCUGCUCUCCCUCAACCACUCCUUUCGACACCGGCAUCAAUGUCAGCGCUGGUACCUGGCACAAGAUUGUGAUGCAGGUCAGUUGGAGGAGCGACAGCUCGGGCUUCUUCAAGCUCUGGUACGAUGGAACCAAGGUCGUCGAGCACUACGACAUCAAGACGACUCUCGACACCGACGUGAGAUUCCAGUUCCGAGUCGGUCUCUAUGCCAAUGCUUGGUAUGAUUCGGGCUAUUCUGGCUCUCAGCCCUUCCGUCAGGUUUGGUUUGAUGAGAUUGCCAUUGGUGAUACUUUUGCGGAUGCGGAUCCCGAUCAGUGGUGAACGGUAUGUGGUUAAUAGUGGAGUGCCGAGGUAACCGGGCGACGAUCAAGGGCGGUCAGCCUCCGGCAUUAUCGGCCACCGGCAAUGCGGCUGUAAUACAAAUAACUACCCAUGUCUCGGACAUAAGUUGUACGUAGUGUCAUAGAUAUGUAGUGUAGCGAAAGAACGACAUGGAAUCCUUGACGUCAAUCCGAAAGUGCCGAGGUUUGCUGAGUAUGCUCGUGCAGUCCCCCCGAUUUGCGGGGAAAGAGAUUGCUGGGAUGAGCUCUCAUUCGCCGCCUCAAUGAUCGAUAAGCUCUGUUCAGGU
Molecule: messenger RNA, 1119 nt
Organism: Neurospora crassa OR74A
Lineage: Eukaryota; Fungi; Ascomycota; Sordariomycetes; Sordariales; Sordariaceae
Product: glucuronan lyase A
Exons: 1
Coding region: 51-812 (253 amino acids)
Source: RefSeq, a predicted model, not a curated record